GAGCACUCGGGCAUGGAACAAUUUUAUAUGGAUAAUUUUCAAACUUUGAAAGUUUCAUUACAAAAUCCCAAGCGUUUGUGAUAUUUUUGAAGAAUGCCUGCUGGAAGACACCGAGCGUCUGCUAACGCGCCAGACAAGGCAACAGUUUCGGUAAAUGAAAGAAUUUUGAAAGAGUGUCAUGAUCUGUACAUCGACAAUGAGAAAGGUGACUAAUAUAAUAUGAAGUAUUUUUGGCCGGCAUAUAAAUAUUUGGCUAUUUUUGGAAAUAUAUUGAUCAGUAUUGAGACAGAAGUCUGAAAUAUUGUACCUUUUGUGUAAUAUUAAUACUGAGUAAUCAAUGAUCGAUAUAGCAUAUAAUUUUUUUUUAAUAGUUCAUGAAAAUUUUAUUUUGUCGAAGGACCUGUUGUUAUUAAAAUGCACCAGUCAUUUCAAACCCCUGACCCCCCAAUAUCCGGGGCAUCCACUUUCUAUGUACAGUGUGUACAAGCUAAUGAAUUUCUUGGUCACUGGGGAAAAAUAGCAGCCGGAUAAAUUCCCCCUGGGGAUACCAACCAUGCAUUUUCAGGGGGGAGGGGAGCAGGCCUCAGAGUCCAGGUCGGCAAUCAGCAAAUGCAGACCUGACUAAUAUAUCCCUAGCCCCCUCCCAAACAGGGAUGGAACUAGCCCUAUUUUAUUGGCAGGGGUGUAACUGAAAAUUUACCAAGUCAUUUCAGCACAGCUGCAAGCAAUGCAACUAUAGGUGGUCUGGCAGGAAUCUAUAUACAAGAACUUAUGGUCAGGGUGCAAUUGACUCUGUAUCUCGGUUAAAGCACUGCACCGGAAGUGCAUGACCACUUGAGGUUCAAUUCCUGCCAGAGGGCCUCCUAUAGUUGCAUGGUUAGGUCUAAAAUUGUAUCUAAUAUUACAUUCAAAUUUUCCAUCUACAAAAUCCCCCAAAUCUCAUAAUAUAUGGAUGUACAACAUGCCUUUGCAAAAAGCUAAUUUUUUUAUUUUUUAGGCUUGGCAACAAUCGCAAAUGGACUGGACCUAUCACUUCUUGCUCCUCGAAAGAAAAUAAAUGUCCUACUUAUUGGUAAUCAUUCUGCCGGCAAGAGUUCAUUUGUUAACUGGUAAGGGAUGCCGGACGGACCAUUAUUUUUUUGGAGGGGGUGGCAAAUUCUUAAAAAAAUUGUUUGCAAAGACAAAAAAGUGAAAAUAAAUUGUUUGCACACAUAGAGAAAAGGAAAAAAAUAGUUUGCAAGCUAAUGAGAUUAUGCAACAUCAACCAAUGCAUAAUGAUUUUGUUUGAAAUGAAGUGCAAUAUCUUUUAUACCAAGAACAAUAUAGAAAAUCUGUAAAAAGUAUUUUGAAAUAUAUUGAAUUACUCUUGCAAAUUGGAGAAACUUAAUUUUUAUUGCUAAUAAUUUCCCGUUAAGGUAUGUUGAGGAACACGUGCAAAAAACAGGAGUAGCCAUUGAAACGCAGGGAUUUACAUUUGUCACAAGUGGACGGAAGCGAGAAUCACUCAUGGUAAGUUAUGUAAUAUUUGAAAUCCGACUACAAGGACUGUGUGCAUGGACUAGAUUUCAAGUCUGUGCAAUUUGAUCAAGUCUGAGACAAAGCCAAGGACUGGAUCAAAAUGUGAGGACUUGAAAACUAGUCCAGUUCGAAUUAAUAUUUCAUCUUUUUUAAACCGUUAUAGUUCCAUACUCUACCAACUGAGGUCAAGUCAGUCCUAGUAGCUCAGUUGGUAGAGCAUUGGACUUGCAAACCAAAGGUUGCUGGUUCGAUUCCCACCACGGUCAAGCAAACUUUUCAACUUGCCCGGUGUGGACACACUCAGAGACAACAUCACAAACAUAUAAUCAUGUUAUGUUAGGCCUAAGGAGGGCUAGGGAGGCCUAAGGAGGGCUAAAGAGGCAAGUUUAAACAGUUAAACAUCAAUAUUUUAUACAGGGUCAAGCUACGCUGCAUCUAUAUCCACAUUUUAAAGAGCUCAAGGACUUUUCUGGUAAGAGUCUGGCUAUAUAUACACAGUAUAUUUUUACAGUACCUCCGCUAGGAGGGUGUGUUAUUGAUUAAAUUUUGGUUCAAUGUGAAUGAAAAUUGGCUGUCGGUGUGAUUAUUCAUUAACUUAACUGUUUGUCAUAUUCUAGGUGUCGUUGAGUAUCUUUCUACUGAGAUUUCCACCUCAAAACAAAAGAAGUUUAGUUUAGUAACGUUCGUUGAUACCCCUGGUUUGGUUGAUGGUGACAUGAAGUAUCCAUUUGAUGUAGAUGAAACUAUAUUAUGGCUAGGUAGGGUAUGCAAGUCAUUUACAAGGUCAUUUAUGCACUGUAUUUAUUAAUAGCGAAGUUCAAAUAUGACGCACUACACACCUACUGUACAAAUCUCACAUCUUGUAGCAAGUCUGCCAACAAGUCGUCAACAAAAUGUGUUCGCACUGCCUGUCCCAAGUUGUCAACAAGUUUGGAACAAGCUGCUAUCACAACUUGUAACAACCUUGUUGAUACUGUAAGUUCUUCUAACAAGUCCAAUAUUAGUGUCUAGUCCUUCGGACUCAUGUUAUUUUGAUGCUCUUUGAAAAACUCACUCGUGCAUGUUUAUCCAAAUUGCACUCGAAACCAUUAUUACCAUUACCAUAUUACCAUAUUAUUAUUAUUAGAAUUGUUGCUGUUUUUAAAUAAAUAAAAUAAUAUUUUUUCAAUUUUUUCUAGGAAACCGAGCGGAUCUAAUAUUUGUCUUCUUUGAUCCAAUUGGUCAAGCACUAUGUAAAAGAACGUUAAAUAUUGUUGGUAAGUCCGAAACAAACUCAUAGCAAACUUGCUCAUCGGUAGCCAUCUUACAGUAAAUAACGCUAUAACCAACCCCAACUCAAGCAAAGUUGUUUUGUUUUCGUGGUAGAAAAAUUAAAUGAAAAACAGCCAGAUCGAAUCAGAUUUUACCUCAGCAAAGCAGACACGGCCGGCCAUGAGAGCGACAGACAGGUACUAGCUGUGACGAUGAAUGUGUUUUUUAAUUGGUUGUAUUCUCUGAGUGCCUCCUAGUUGAUUCUGAUUUACUUUUAGCGAGUGCUGAUGCAAAUAACACAGGAACUUUGCAAGAGACCAGGGUUAAACAAAGCUGGCUUUGACAUGCAAACAAUAUAUGUACCAAGUUUGACCGAUAAGGUAAUUAUUAUAGCCUUUCAAUUUUAUAAUUUUAUUUCAAUUCUCCUGCUUUGUCGGGAGUCAUGAGGUUUAGUUGGAUUUAUGAAAUAAAUGAUAUUAAGAACGAGCUGAGUGUUGUACUUUAGUGCCUAGCAGUAGAGUGCUCAGAGGUAGCCCGGCGAAUGGUAAUGAGAGGCAUUUGCAUAAAAAUAAGCAGAAACUCGACGUUUCGAGCGAAGGCCCUUCGUCAAAUCCUACCUUAUAAAAACCCAGUUCUCAUAUCCUACCUUAUAAAAACCCAGUUCUAGGGAAUCUUGUCAAAGAUUAGAUACUAUAUCUAAUCUUUGAUCUUGUCCUCAGUCGUGAAAAAACUGUUCCCUCCCACCUCACAAGGGGAGCAUGAUUCCCGCACCACCUGCUUGAGAACUUUUCUCCCGCAGAUCGGAGUCCCCAAUCACAGCUCUCUCAAUUAUAUUGCAGUAGUUUGCAUUCCCUGGGGUUGUCUAGGCAACACUAACCAGCUCGCCAUUUUAGUUAACGCUCCUCACGUGAGCCUGAGUCACGUCUUUCGUACAUCUCAGCAUAUCCUCGCUUCCGUAGGGGAGAAGGGAGCUAUGAGGUCACAACAACGUCUUUAUGUGUUUAGCCUGCAAAAUGUGCAAAUCAAAUCGAAGAAGUUUGCAAAGAAAUUGAGAAAACCAUAAACCAGACAAUUCAAAACACAUUGAACACUUUGGAAAAAGAUUGUCAGAAUAUAUCAACACUAAUUGAUAAAAAAUUAAAAGAAGAUGGGUAAGUCAUGAAACAACACGAAGUGUUACGUUUUGUUUUAUUUACUUCAUAAGCUGCAAUGCGUUAUUAUAAGAUCAGUGCCACUAAUGCGCCCUACUUUAGUGUUUUACUCUGUCUAACCCCCCCCCCCCUCCCACUCACCCGCUCUACAGCCAUGGGUAACAGUCAGGCUUUUAGCCAGGGUCCUAAAAGUGGGCGUCCAACUUUGGUUUUACGAUACAUCUAAAGUAAAGAGGGGGGGUUGUUAUUUUGGGAUAGUAAAUUAGUAAACAUUCAGUAACUCGGCGUGAUCCUAACCUUAACAUGAUUUCUAGUGAGAAUCGUUCGUACAAUCUUUGGGCACGCAUCAAGAGUUUUGUGUUCAUUUUGCUUGGCCUGGUUAUGCCGUUUGCGCUAAUCCUGAGUGUUCUAACAAAGCAAGGUGAAACACUACAGAGACUGAUUGGUGAAAACAUGCUUGAAACUCUUCAUAUUUAUACGGUAAGCAAUGACUCUACAGGCAAUUUAUGCGUCCCAAAUACGUCGGUUAAUACAAAUACUAUUAUAGGUGAAACGUGGCCAAAAAUUUCCAUCCUGAUCAAGUCAAAGACAAGUGGAUGAAGCGUUUAAGUGGAAAACUUCGUCCCAAUUGACUGAGAUCUCUCUUGCAUCUUUUAUUUAGACUCCUGUAGAGAAACUAUGGAGUUCAAUACCAGCACGUUAUUAUAACCAUUUCAUUAUUGCUAUUGUACUUUUCUCAUUUCUCCUGCUAACUUUGGCGAAAUUCACAGGAAGGUAAGCUCAUGUUUUGCCGAUUACGAAAUACUCCCACCUUUCGGGGGAGGAGGAAGAGUGUCAAGAGUUUAAGUUUUUAUUUUCAAGGUUGAAACCUACAUUAAGCCGUAAACAGCAGCGUGUUCUGUCUGAAAAGAAAAAUUUCGUUCAAACUGUUGUCCAUCCGAAGAGGGUAAGUAUUAUUUAUCACUUACUUACUCAUGAGACCGAGGGAAACAACGUGCUUUUCACAAAACACGCUGUUUUCUCUCACAAUAACAGUCAUACAAUAUUCUCAAAUUAUAUUAAUGACUUUUCUGUUUAGGAGAAGUUGUACAAAGAAUAUCUACAGCAAAGUGUCGCUGAACAUGAUUUAUAGACUUAUAAUUAUUACAAUACAUGCGCUACUGUAAUUCUAAAUUAAUUUAUGAUGAUUAUUGUAUUAAUUGUUUUUAACUUAUAAUAUUGAAUAGAUCGGAUAAAGUUUUGAUCAAGUCCUAGGACUGGAUGAAGUUUUGAUCAAGUCCUAGGACUGGAUAAAGUUUGAUCAAGUCCUAGGACUGGAUGAAGUUUUGAUCAAGUCCUAGGACUGGAUGAAGUUUUGAUCAAGUCCUAGGACUGGAUGAAGUUUUGAUCAAGUCCUAGGACUGGAUGAAGUUUGAUCAAGUCCUAGAACUGGGUGAAGUUUUAUCAAGUCCUAGAACUGGAUGGACUUUGAUUAAUUCCUAUGACUG
Molecule: messenger RNA, 5407 nt
Organism: Paramuricea clavata
Lineage: Eukaryota; Metazoa; Cnidaria; Anthozoa; Malacalcyonacea; Plexauridae
Source: the annotation of a GenBank genome assembly